GCCAUCAAAUCAGACAGGUGGCGCAAUGUUCGGCGCAGGUGGAAAUGAUAAUCAAGACGGAGAGGAUGUUGUCGGCGAUUCUCUGGGAUAAUUCUGUUUGUUUCGUUUAUUAUUGUUUAAUAUAAUACGGCAAGAUGACGUCCAACGAAAGACUCGAUAUCGGUAUGUAUAGCGAUGAUAUAAAAAGUAAAACUUUAGGCCGUAUUAAGGGCCAUCAACGUAAUAAUAAUAAUAAUAAUAAUAAACCUACGAUUGUCAACAUUCAACGUUCGAUGUUCACCAUGAGUUUUCGGAGGAAGGAGAGGAGAAAUUCAUUAAAAAAGGAAGAAAUUAGAAACGAAGAGAACCAUCGUCAUGUACAGAAACCGAAGAAGGAACAGAUAGGAUUUUUUAAUCGUCUCAUAAGACAAUUAUCGAGUACACGCAAGAGCAAUACGAAAUCGAGGAACAGUUCGGAGAUGAAACAACACUUUAAAUCGGCAUCAAACGCCGAUAUAAGGUCUCAGAUAUCCUCCAUCGACACUACAGAAAACCAAGAGAUGUUCAGGAACAGAACACCGGCUGUUUGCGGUAUCCAUAAUCACGGUAACACAUGCUUUAUGAAUGCCAUUGUACAGUGCCUGAGUAACACGGAUCCCUUGGCGGAAUACCUGGUCAUGGACCAGUACAAGGUGGACAUGAGAAGGAAUAAGGUGCACGGUAAGAAGUACGGCACCAAGGGAGUGGUGACCGAACGCUUGGCCGCCCUCCUGAAGGGCCUGUGGUCCUGUCAGUACGUUCCCGAAAUCUCUCAGACUUUUAAGAAUUCCGUCGCCAAGUUCGGAAGCCAGUACGAAGGUAGCAAUCAGCACGACGCUCAAGAAUUCCUUCUGUGGUUGUUGGAUAAGGUGCACGAAGAUUUGAAUACGGCUACUAAAAAGACUUACAAGAAGCCGAAGGUAAGGGAAGUAAUUUUUGAUAAAUUUGCUUUUUUUUUUUUUGUACACGAAUGUUUUAACAUUUUAUACACACGAACACAAUAGAAAUUGUGGGAGAAAAAUAGCAAAUUAUUUGUUUUGUUUUUCUGUCAAAUUUCAUUUGAGAAAUGGUGUUUACGGACAGCGAUAAGCAAAGAUCUUUGGAAUAAUCCAUAAAAAUUAUGAAAUAAGUGCAAGGUGUAACUAGAUAAUUAGAUUCUGAGCUAUUCAAGGUAUUUAAUUUUUAGUAUUUGUGUUAUUGAGCAAUCUAUAAUAUCAGAUUUGCAUUUUAUAGCUAUUUUAAAUUCCUAUCAAUUGAAUCACUUAUAUAAAAAUGUGAAAAUUUGAAGCGCAAAGUAUAAAAUAUCACCAAAACCGUUUUGUUUGUUUAUACAAAAAAACUAAUCAGAAAUUUCCAUUGCCUAUUAUUAUUAGGAACGAACGUGCAUAAGGAUCAAUUUCAAAUUUUAUUUUUAACAAAACUAAAUUUAUUCCACUUUGCAGCAAUGUUAAAUUACCUUUGUGUAACACAAAACUUGUACCGAACAUUUAGGAGAAAUACUUGGGGAAGACGGAGUUAAACAGUAAUUAAAUGUAAACAGUUGCGCAAAUAUUUAAGUUCAUUGUAGGAGCAUGCCAGUUUUUUUUUUACAACUGCAUCUUUUAAGCUGUCAGAAAUUUAUUUUGUGUGUCUAAAUGCAUGUAUAAAAAGGAAAAUUCUUCAAGUUAAUUGAAUUAAUAAUUCAUUUUCUUGUAUUAGAAGAUUAUGCUGAUAUCAUGGAGUGUAUUUUUUUAGUGUGUGUUUAGAUGUUUGUAACUACACAUAAAAAGGAGAGAUUAUUUAUAGUUGAUCAGUAACAAAUUAUUUUAUUAAAUUAUUUGUAAAGUGUGGCUUGUUAUAUACAAAAUAAGAAUAUAUAAUUAUUCAGAAUAAUAUUUUUUGAAGGGGAAAAAAAUAUGUAUUUUGUAGCAAAGGUGUUUAGAAUGGCAUGAACAUUUCUGCUGUUUGAUUUCUUUUUUGUUUUUUUUUAAAUACAUAAAAAGAGUGAGAAUGAGAGGAUGAUUAUUCGGGACGAUGAAUUUAAUUACUUGUGAAAUAUUUGCCUUUAAAUAUUAUAUAAAGACAGGCCAAUUUUUUAGAAUGGACAAUUUUUAGAAGUCAUAAAAUAUGUUCAGAAACAAAAGGAAGAGUUGCCAAGAUAAUGGGUUAUUUGUAAAAAUUAUUAUUAUAAUGAUGAUGAAAUGAUCUGUAAUGAAAUUGAUGAUAAUCUGUGAAUUUUCUAUAAGUAAAAAAGCCAGUUUAUCUACUAAAAAAAAGCAUUCAUAAGAGGAUGAUUGAGAUGUUUUAGUUACUUUGUUAUUCAUAGAAACAUGAAAAUUGUUUAGAAUGGUAUUUUUAGAUGCCAAGAAAAAAAAAAAUAUUCCCUUUUACUGUAAUUUAAAAUAGAGAAGAAGAAGUUCAAGAUUUAAUUAAAUUUAUUAUUGUUUACUCAUUUUAUGUAUUUAAAAAUGUGUUCAAGAAGAAAAGAUCUCUGCAACACCAUGAAUGAAUUACAAGCAAAAAGAAAUGUUCAGGUAUUUAGAAUCACGUGAGGAUUUUUGCCGUGUGAUAUUUUUUUUUUUUUUUUGUUUUUUCGAUUGUCAAAAGUCAUCGAAAAAUUACCAUUGCAAUAUCAGUUUCCGCUGUCGUCUUUUGUCAAACACCGGAUGUAGCGGACGUCACCGCUGACGUCGACUCUCCAUCAGACGGCACAUCUCGUAUACCAUUGUGUUUCGACAGGAUAAAUGACAUCACAUAUACAUGCACGGGAUUCGUACGUCACAUUCAAAGGCUGCGCGCUGUUUUCUAAUUUUUUUUUCUUUUUUUUUCUGCGCCAGAAUACAGAACGUAGCCAUUUUUAUAUUGUCGUUUCCACUAUCCUGCGUGACCUAAAAAUAUAUAAACACAUACACAGAUAAGUCACGUGAUGCUUGGGAAUGUCAUUUAGUUUUAUUGGCUUGUUUUCGUUAAAAUAUUCGAAUUUCGCAAUCCUCUUAAUUCUUAUCGCCAUUUUUCCCCCCCUCUCUUCGUUUACGAUCGGUAGCAAGGCCACUCGGCAAUCGUUGGUGUAGCGUGUUUGAUUAACCUUUAUCGUAACGUUAUAGGCGUUUGCAGGGAUGCCUCGUCAAUUUACGUGUUAAAUCAGUUAAAGGAUUAUCCAAAAUAUGUAUUUGUACGGCUUCCUUGGCGUAAAACGCCGUUACGCUUCCUUGCAACCCGGCGCUCCUAACUUAAUACAUUAAAACGCGCCGCCAUCUUGCUUAUUUAAAUUUGUAAUUUCUUUUCUGAAUUGAUUACUUGUUAUAUUUAUAUCGAGUUUAAGGGUAUUUUUAAAUGUAAGGAUUAUAUUUUAAGGAUGUUACGGCUGGAGAGGUUUUUUUUUUAUUUCCUAUUUAUUAUCCUGUAAUAAAAUGCAAGAGGCCAACUUCUUUUAAAAGAGCCAUUAAGAACUUAACAAGAUUGCAUUUUAUUUAUUUUUAUUUUUAUCUCGUACCUUUCUAGCAUUGACAUCAUUUUAUGUUUCAACAGUAGAUAAUUAAUGGGUACACGUAAAGGUGUUGUCAAUGGUGCUGCGAUAGAUUAUUUUUAGUCGAAUUCGAUUUGAUUGAACUGACAAUAAGUGGUAGAGGUGAAUGUUAUUUAGGUCAGGUGAAGUUUUUGUUGUAAAAUAACUGUCGUGCAGCGUUACAAAAUCCCUAAUGAGAUACAUUCUAGUGGAUCUUUAAUGCCGUUUUGUUUAUUUUUAUUUGAUCUUUUUCCGGUUUUUGCGUGAAUUAAAUGUCCGAAAAUUAAAUUAAUUUUUUUCUUUUUAAAGUCAGGGAAGCUUAAAGACGAGUAUUUUCACCAAUUCACUGAUUACAUUCAGCAUAACUUUUUAUUAAUUCCCUCAAAUUCACAUAAAAUAUCAGCAUUUCUACAAGACAUUUUAAUCAAAAACUACCUUAUUAUUUGAAGAAAAAAAAUGUUAAAAUUUGUAUAAGUUAAUUCUAUGAAUGGGUAAAUUAGAGAAUAUUUUGAGAGACUGAUCAUCGAAUGCCAAUUAUUCGUAACUGAGUCCAUUCUUCCUUAUUGCAGCCUACUUGCACUAAAAGCUUCGUGUAGUGUUUAAUGUAAAUAGGUUAUAUAUAACCAGGAAGAGGAUUGCUACGGUUAAAGAGACGAAGGAAUUGCUCGCAUCUAAUAACAAUCUACAAAGUUAAUUAAAUGGAUCAGUGUAAGGCAUUGUCUGGAAGACUUGUUUGAGCAGUUUAACUCGCUUUUUUUAGUCCCGGUCGACCCUUAUCAAGCUUUUACACGAACAUCGUGCCAUCACGUUUGUAUGGACGGUAAAGUUUUCUAUCCCCUGUUACGCGUGGUUCGACCGUAUUCCACUUACUGUAUAUCGUUCGUUAUCUAGUUUCGAGGAUAUUCACUUUUUUAUGUACGGAGUUCUCGCUUUACGACCGCUCUUACAAGUGUAAAUCUUCUUUUACUGCCGUGUUUUUUUCACCUUGGUCGUUACCAUGUUUGGUAUUAUACAGGGUGGGCCAAAAUUAGUCAUAUAUUAGCUAGCAUACAAGAGAGAGAUGCCAUCUGUUCGAUUGAGAUACUACUAAACACAACUGUCUGUACCUUUAUAUACGUUAAAACUUGUCUAACACGGAACCCGAAUAAUGAGGAAACCUGCCUAAAUGGAAAGAAACAUUCGGAACGAAUCGAUUUUCUAUUGAAAAUGGAAACCUGCUAAGCCGGGAAAAAUAUUCUAUAUAGUACCAUCCGGCUUACACAGGUUUUACUGUACUUAUUUUCUACAUACUAUAUGCUGACUAACUUCUAACUGUAUAUCUACUUUUGGCCCACCCCGUAUAAUUAAAAAUAUUUGUAGGAAUGUAAUUUUCCUUGACGACAGCUUACACAAACAUGUCUUCGCUUUACGAAGGCUCUUCAGGAACCGAUUAGUUCGUAAAAUCGGGGUCUAAUUUACAUAUUUUUAACGCAGGAAACCAAUUUUUUUUAACAUAUCCUUCUCCCGAAAACUGCGGAUAUAUUUUUUGAAAAUUCUCUUAUUUACAGUUAUAAAAAUUGAUACGUCUUUGCUGUAUCACUGGACCAUACUUUCUAAUGUAAAUAAAUUGAUUUUUAGCCAUUUAUUUACUCUUUUUCUAAACAGGAAAAAUAAAUAUGUAAUAUCCAGGAUUAUGUGUUUAUUUUUCCGCUUCACUGAGAUCAUCGGGACGUCUUAAAAUAUUCAAAUUUUCUUUGUUUGACUGUACAGCCGUGUUUUAAAAAUGUAUGACACCUACAAACAAAUUUCGAAAAUGAAUCAUUCAUUUGUAGAUUUUGUCAAUGAUAUAAGUAUAAAAACGGCCCAAAAUUAUACUCAGAUUAAUGCCAAAGGCGUGGGUUCGGAUCUUAAUCCAAAAUAUUUUUAGCUAUUUUGUAUUUUAUAUAUUUACUUUGGUUGAAAUUGUUAAUAAAGGAAAUAAGAUUAAUAUGCUGAAGAUAUGGGUUCUAACCUCAGUUAACAUGUAGGGGAGACCGGGGCAAGAUCGGCAUGUUAAGCUUUACUUAAAUUUUGUGUAAUAAAUACUGCUGUAAACUGAAAAAAAAGCUUUGCAUAUUGUCUAUUGGAAUGUUACCU
Messenger RNA from Centruroides sculpturatus (bark scorpion), 5617 nucleotides. RefSeq names its product ubiquitin carboxyl-terminal hydrolase 4-like. The record is from RefSeq and is a predicted model, not a curated record. Gene Ontology annotation, biological process: protein deubiquitination. NCBI's taxonomy places the organism in Eukaryota, Metazoa, Arthropoda, Arachnida, Scorpiones, Buthidae. The transcript has a single exon. The coding region runs from base 135 to 1022 and encodes 295 amino acids. Gene Ontology annotation, molecular function: cysteine-type deubiquitinase activity.